Messenger RNA from Sabethes cyaneus, 1633 nucleotides. Its product is annotated as vanin-like protein 1. The record is from RefSeq and is a predicted model, not a curated record. NCBI's taxonomy places the organism in Eukaryota, Metazoa, Arthropoda, Insecta, Diptera, Culicidae. Gene Ontology annotation, molecular function: hydrolase activity, acting on carbon-nitrogen (but not peptide) bonds, in linear amides. The transcript has 5 exons. Bases 62 to 1633 code for a protein of 523 amino acids.
UCUCAUACACAUUGCUCUGUGGCUGUAACUAAUUGUCGUAGACGACGACGACGCGAUCAAUAUGCAGAUAAGGCAGGUGUUGCUGACCGGCAUUAUUACCUGUUGUAUUGUACUCAGUGACCAGAUUUCAACUCCUUCCGAUGACCACUACUGGGCAGGCGUUGUGGAGUUUAGUUUCGAAGCCAAAGGCAACGAACAGCCCGAUAUCAAUACGUCUAAAAAUCUGGAAAAAUAUAUCCAGAUCAUAAAUUCCACCGAAGCUGAUCCUGUGGAUAUCAUUGUCUUCCCGGAGUAUGGUUUAAGCAGCAUUGAAACGGCUUCGUUUGUACCUGCUCCCUAUGAGGGAGUUGUCCCUUGCAAUAACUUUACGUAUGAAGCUACUGUCCGGGAUCUAUCCUGCUCGGCGAAAUUACAUCGAAAGUAUUUGGUAGUUAACCUGGUAGAGAAAGCACUUUGCCCGGAGAAUGGUGAUAAGCGACCAUGCGCUGCGGAUGGCUUAUAUCAUUUCAAUACGAAUGUCGUUUUUGAUCGGAAUGGAUCCGUCAUCGCACGAUAUCGAAAAUAUAAUCUUUUCGGAGAGGCCGGAAUUAAUACGACACUGCGGGCUGAGAAUUUUAAAUUCGAAACCGAUUUCGGAGUCACCUUCGGUACGUUCAUUUGCUUCGACUUGAUGUUUGAUGAACCGGCUUUACACUUGGUCCGCGAUGGGAUUACCGAUGUGGCCUUUAGUACGAUGUGGUUUUCGGAGUUACCGUUUCUGACGGCGGUUCAAAUUCAGCAAGCGUGGGCCUAUAAGAACAAUGUUAAUUUCUUAGCUUCGGGAGCGAGUUACCCGGAAGUUGGCAGCACCGGAACAGGAAUUUUUGCCGGAAAGCGAGGACGAAUUGUGUCCGUUAUGAAUCACCAUGCGGAUGUUAAACUAUACGUGGCUAAGGUUCCCAAAAUUAACCGACCGGAGGCUAGUUUUGAUCGGCAACCUGUUGAGAAAUAUACGCCGUUGGAAAUGGUGAACCUCAAACUGAAACGAGACCAGAUUGAUAGAUACAAUACAACCAGUCUUCCGAUGAAAAGUAACAGUAACUUUCAGACAACUGUGUGCCAAAGUGAGCUUUGUUGUAAUUUCGCUUUGAAUUAUACAGUUUCAUCUUUAACUUCUGAUGCACAAUACUACCGCUACCGUUUGGCGGUACACGACGGUAUACGAACGUUCGAUGGGUUCGCGGACGGUGCCAUUACGGCUUGCGCCAUAAUGGCUUGCACCAACGAGAGUCUGAGCUCCUGCGCAACACGGUUCGAUAAUUCAUCUGCCGUGGUCAAUGCGGUAGAAUUUCGUUCGAUCGCAAUAGAUGGCAUUUUCCCGGGUGAUGAAGAUGUUUUUCUACUUCCGAACAGUGUCGAUAUGAGUAUCCUACCACUGGAGGUUGAAGAAACUGAGUACAGUGAACGAUUGUUUACGGAAAAUUCGGCCAAACUCGUAGAAGUUCAGUACAAACUGAUUAGUCCACGCUCUGACCUUUAUGCAUUCGCAAUUUGGGGUCGCAAUUUUAUUAGCGAAUCCAACAGCGCUCGGCCCGGCGUUGUGUUAGUAUUGAUUGCUCUUGUUACCUCUGUUUUAUUAAAUAAAGUGUUUUAA